CCCAGGAGGGUCCCCAGAAGGGGCCCAGGAGGAUCUACACAAGUUAUGCAAAUUAUCAAAAUGCUAAACACUGACCUGCUUGCUCCGUUUGAUAUUGAACAUACAGCUCAAAUGCUGCUCCAAGCUGUACAAUUUAAGGUUUUUCAGGACAACUGGAGAUCACUCAAAGGGUUCCAGCAGAGAACACGAGAUUGCCUCAGACUGAUCCUAAACACUGCAUGGGGGUAGAUGCUCUCGUGGGGGAAAAUGCCUUUUCUAAUCCUGAGCUUCAGGCUAGCUGGGACCCUGCCACUCAAGCAGUGCCAAUGUUGUUUUGGGAUAAAUCAGGUGAUGCUGCUGCCAGUGCUCCUGGCAGAUGGGAAGGCGUGUCCCAGUGGGCUCCAUGUUGCUCUGGAGACAGAUUUUUGUCUCUGGGUCUUCUCUGGCUGGAACUGGCACCUCCUGAUCGACCUCCCCAGCAGCUGCUUCCGCCACGUCUGCGGCCUCUGUGGGAAUUUCAACCUCAAGCCCCUUGACAACGUCCCCGAGGCUGGUGACAACGUCACUGCAAUUGUCACGUGGGCCAGAAGCUGGAAAAGCGCUGCCUCCGAGGCCGACCUGAUUGGUUGGGAUUGUUGUGAUGGAGCACACCCAAUAUGUGAUGAGAAGAAGAAGGAGCUUUAUGGUGGGAACCACUGGUGUGGGAUCAACAAGAAAUCCUUCCAGGGGCUCUUCAGAGCAUGUCACGACACAGUGAAGCCUCAUGACUUCUUCACAGCUGCCUGUCCCACCUGUGUCUGAGCGACGGGGCAAGGUCCAUCCUCUGCCAGUGCUGGAGACCUGCACAGCGAUGAGCUGGAAGCGUGGGGCCGUGGUCCAUGGCUGGGUGAUGCCAUCAGGAUGUCAUAAGGGCUGGGGUUUUGUUGUUUAAGCUGCCCCUUGUGUGAGGACACGAGGCUUGACUCCAUUUUCAUCAGAAGGCUGAUUUAUUAUGUUAUAUUUUAUAUUAAAAUACUUCAUUACAACUAUACUAAAAGAACAGAGAGAAGAAGAUCAGAAGGCUACAAAGACAAGAAUAGAAUUGGAAUGAAUAACAAAAAUCCUGGGACUGCUCACAGCCUUGGCACGGGUGGCUGUGAUUGGUCACUGAUUGAAAACAAUCCACAUGGACCAAUGGAAGAUGCACCUGUGGCCUUCCACAGCAGCACAGAGUUAUUGUUUACAUUUCUUUCCUGAGGCUCUCAGCUCCUCAGGACAGGAAAAAUCCCAACAGAGGAUUUCUCACUAAAAUAUCAUGGCUACAGGGUUUUGUCCUGGACUGUCCUGGAUUAAGGUAAAUUUGGGAGAAAACCGCCAAAAGGGCAAACCCACACAGCCCCUCCCCGCUAGGGGUUCAGGAAGGAUUCCUCGGAGAGAAGUGGAAAGAACCCGUUUAUUUAACAGGCAAAACACCCCCAGCAUACAAAAUGAACAACACCAGGUGACAACACUUUCACUGAUCUGAAAAGGGUGACAAAUUCAAAAAGCAGCAACCGACAGAACAAGAGGACACAGUCUCAAGCUGCGCCAAGGGAGAUACAGGCUGGACUUAAGGAGGAAGUUUUUCACAGAAAGAGCGGUCAAAUACUGGAAUCAGCUGCCCAGGGAGGUGGUGGAGUCACCAUCCCUGGAUGUGUUUAAAAGAAGACUGGAUGUGGCACUUGGUGCCAUGACCUAGUUGAGGUGUUAGAACAUGGGUUGGACUCAAUGAUCUUAAAGGUCCCUUCCAACCCAGAGAUUCUGUGAUUCUGUGAUUCUUUGAAAGUCUCUCCUGGGAGUGGUAGCUCUCUUGUCGCUCCCUCUGGCACAGGGGAUGGCUGCUGCAGCCGCCUGGGGAACUCUUGGUGUUUCCCAGGUCCCAGGCGGAGGAGGUUUCAGUGUUUCCAAAAAAAAAAGGGAAAGGAAAAACAGUCCAGGGAAAGAUUUGGACUGCUAAACUAACUAACAAGCAGAAACAAAAAGCAAAAGCAAAGCAGGGGCACAGCAGAAACAAAAAGCAAAAGCAAAGCAGGAGCACAGCAGAAACAAAAAACAAAAGCAAAGCAGGGGCACAGCAGAAACAAAAAGCAAAGCAAAACAGGGGCACAGCAGGAGCAAGAGCAAGAGCAAAGCAAAAAGCAAAAGCAAAAAGCAAAAGCCACGUUAUGUACUGCCCCAUCUCUGUGUCCCGCCAGCCAUGGGGGAGCAGACUGAUAACAAAAACCAAAACAAUCCUUGCUCUUCAGAGCCAGUCUUGAAGGUCCAGAACAUAAUGUCCAGCAUAAACAGAACACACAAUUUGGGAUACAAGCAUCAUAAUGUCACCCUAGGAUAGGUUUUCUUUGAGAAGGGAAGGAGCCAGACUGGGGAUGGAGGGGAGUGGAGGGGGAUCCAUCCUGGGUUGAAGCCCUCAAAUCCCUCAGGUGAUCCUUGGGAGUUCUCCAGAACUUUCUCCUGGUGCUCCAGCUGCUUCUUGUGUCCCAGAACCCACUCCAUCUUUCCAAGAAUCCAGAUCUUUCCCACAUGUUCCAGGCCUGGAGAUUCAGAGGUGACCUUGUCACAUUCUGCAGCUUCCUGAAAGGUGGUUGUGUCAGGUGGGGGUUGGUCUCCUUCACCAAGCAACAACUGACAGGACCAGAGGACACAGUCUCAAGCUACAUCAAGGGAAAGAAUGCUUGGAUAUCAGGGAAAUGUUUUUUACAGAAAAGGUGAUAACUUCUGGAAUGGUCUGCCCAGGGAGGUGGUGGAAUCACCAUCCCUGGAUGUGUUUAAAAAAGACUGGAUGUGGCACUCAGCGCCAUGGUUUAGCUGAGGUGUUAGGGCAUGGACUCGAUGAUCUUUGAGGUCUCUUCCAACCUAGUCAUCCUGUGAAAUUCUGUGAAAUUUAUCAGCGUCCCAAACUUCAUCUUGUGCAUUCCAGACCCCAUCCAGCACGGCACGGACCCUUGCCACACGGCUCAGACCUCAUCCCGCUUGUCCCAGUCUCUUCCCACAUUUCCCCGACCUUCCUCCUUGCAAUCCAGACUUUGCCCCACUGCUCCCACCCUCACCCCCUUUGCUGUCACUGUGGAGAACAACCACCGCGGCAGCCGCCUGGUCUCCUUCAUCAAGGUGCUCACCAUGGAGGUGUACAACGUGACCCUCAGCCAGGAACACCCCCAGAAGGUCGAGUGAUGUGGAAAAUUGACAUUUCACCGGGGUGCCCGCACCCUGUCGCUGACGUCAUCCUCAGAUCCGGAACACCCGGAUUUUUGCGAGCCCCAAAACUCCGCUUUCGCCCCCCAAAAUAAAACCUGUCAGAAAAGCGGCGGUCUGGGAUAAAAUCCCGGGAAUUCCGGCGAGGCAGGGUUUGGGGGUGGGGGAGGGCUGUUCCCCUCCCGUGCCCCCCCCCCUCCCCGCCCCCCCCUCGGUCAAUAUUUCCCCAGGCCCACGGGGAGGGCAGGGCGGGGGGGGCACCCGGAUCUGUGGGGCCGGGGAGGGCAGGGCAGGGCAGGGGGCACCCGGACAUCCGAGUGCCCCCGGGGGGGAGCGUGCCGCGCCUCGCCUGGGGCUGACCCCGCACCGCUGUCCCCAGUCCCUCCCAGUCCCUCCCAGUCCGCCCCAGUGUGCCUCCUGCAGUCCCCAGUCUCUCCCAGUACAACCCCCCCCCACCCUCCCAGUCUCUUCCAGCCCCCCCCCAUGUACCCCCAGUGUCCCCCAGUCCCUCCCAGUGCAUCCCAGUCUCUUCCAGCCCCCCCAGUAUACCCCCAGUGUCCCCCAGUUCCUCCCAGUGCAUCCCAGUGUGCCUCCUGCUGUCCCCCAGUUCCUCCCAGUGCAUCCCAGUGUGCCUCCUGCUGUCCCCAGUCUCUCCCAGUACAACCCCCCCACCCUCCCAGUCUCUUCCAGCCCCCCCCCAGUAUACCCUCAGUGUCCCCCAGUCCCUCCCAGUGCAUCCCAGUCUCUUCCAGCCCCCCUCAGCCAGCCCCAGUGUCCCCCAGUCUCUCCCAGUGUAUCCCAGUCUGCCCCAGUGUACCCCCAGUGUCCCCCAGUCCCUCCCAGUGCAUCCCAGUCUCUUCCAGCCCCCCAGUAUACCCCCAGUGUCCCCCAGUCCCUCCCAGUGCAUUCCAGUGCUCUCCCACUAUUCCCCGUGGUGAUCCCAAAUCCCUCCCAGUUGGUCCCAGUCCCCCCCAGUCCCUCCUCCUGCAUCCCAUUGUCGCUCAGUGUCCCCCCCAGUGUGUUCCAGCAUCCCCCCAGUGCCUCCCAGUCCCUCCCAGUUCCCCUCCCCAGCACCCCUCCAACAUUCCCAGUGUCUUCCAGAACGUUCCAGCCACCCCCAGUGCCUCCCAGUCCCUCCCAGUUCCCCUCCAACAUUCCCAGUGUCUUCCAGAACGUUCCAGCCACCCCCAGUGCCUCCCAGUCCCUCCCAGUUCCCCUCCAACAUUCCCAGUGUCUUCCAGAACGUUCCAGCCACCCCCAGUGCCUCCCAGUGCAUCCGUGUCACACUCAGGGCCCCCGGUGUCCCCUCCGGCCUUCCCAGUGUCCCCCAGCACCUCCCAGCCUCCACCUCAGUGUCCCCCCAGUCCCCCCCAGUCCGCCCCAGUCCCCCCCAGUCCGUCCCAGUCCGCCCCAGUCCGUCCCAGUCCGUCCCAGUCCCCCCCAGUUGCGGUGUGGGCAGAGAAGGAACUGCCUGGGGCCCUGGGAGGUGCCACCCGGGGGUGUCCCCUGCCAGCCCCCACCCCCGGCCUGUCCCCUCCCUGGGCAUAAAGCGGCUCCAGUGGCAGCACUGGGACAGACUGGGACCAUGGGAGCGCAGUGAGUGGGGACACUGGGGAC
This is a messenger RNA of Passer domesticus (house sparrow), 4809 nucleotides long. RefSeq lists its product as uncharacterized. The transcript is spliced from 4 exons. Lineage: Eukaryota; Metazoa; Chordata; Aves; Passeriformes; Passeridae. Bases 3676 to 4740 code for a protein of 354 amino acids. The record is from RefSeq and is a predicted model, not a curated record.